Acanthisitta chloris (rifleman) is the source of this 3604-nucleotide messenger RNA. It is a transcript of the gene XPO7, whose product is annotated as exportin 7. Gene Ontology annotation, molecular function: nuclear export signal receptor activity; small GTPase binding. Lineage: Eukaryota; Metazoa; Chordata; Aves; Passeriformes; Acanthisittidae. The record is from RefSeq and is a predicted model, not a curated record. Gene Ontology annotation, biological process: protein export from nucleus. Gene Ontology annotation, cellular component: nuclear pore; cytoplasm. The annotation marks the transcript as partial. The transcript has 27 exons.
CCUGUGUUCCAGAGCCUGGCCCAGCUAGAGAACCUGUGCAAGCAGCUCUAUGAGACCACGGACACCGCGACACGGCUGCAGGCAGAGAAAGCCUUGGUGGAGUUCACCAACAGCCCAGACUGCCUGAGCAAGUGCCAGCUGCUUCUGGAGAGAGGCAGUUCCUCCUACUCCCAGUUACUGGCAGCCACUUGCCUUACCAAACUGGUGUCACGCACAAACAACCCUUUGCCACUGGAGCAGCGAAUAGAUAUCCGGAAUUAUGUCCUCAACUACCUUGCCACGAGGCCCAAGCUGGCAACGUUUGUCACCCAGGCCCUGAUCCAGCUCUAUGCCAGGAUCACCAAGUUGGGUUGGUUUGACUGUCAGAAGGAUGAAUAUGUCUUCAGGAACGUCAUCACAGAUGUCACAAGGUUUUUACAGGAUAGUGUAGAGCACUGCAUCAUAGGAGUGACAAUCCUGUCCCAACUAACGAAUGAAAUUAAUCAAGCGGAUACCACCCACCCCCUGACCAAGCACAGGAAAAUUGCCUCUUCCUUCCGGGAUUCCUCCUUGUUUGAUAUUUUCACACUGUCAUGCAACUUGCUGAAACAGGCUUCUGGGAAGAACCUGAACCUGAACGAUGAGAGCCAGCACGGGCUGCUCAUGCAGCUGCUCAAGCUCACCCACAACUGCCUGAACUUUGAUUUCAUUGGCACCUCCACAGAUGAGUCCUCAGAUGAUCUUUGCACUGUGCAGAUCCCAACCAGUUGGAGAUCAGCAUUCUUGGAUUCUUCGACCCUUCAGUUGUUUUUUGAUCUUUAUCAUUCCAUCCCUCCUUCAUUCUCUCCUCUGGUGUUGUCCUGCCUGGUGCAGAUUGCCUCUGUGCGCAGGUCCCUCUUCAACAACGCCGAGAGGGCAAAAUUCUUGUCUCAUCUCGUUGACGGAGUUAAACGAAUACUGGAAAACCCCCAGAGCCUGUCAGACCCCAACAACUACCACGAGUUCUGCCGCUUGCUGGCACGAUUGAAAAGCAACUACCAGCUGGGAGAGCUGGUGAAGGUGGAGAACUACCCCGAGGUCAUUCGUCUCAUCGCCAACUUCACCGUCACCAGCCUGCAGCACUGGGAGUUUGCUCCCAACAGUGUUCACUACCUGCUGAGCCUGUGGCAGCGCCUGGCAGCGUCCGUGCCCUACGUGAAGGCCACUGAGCCUCACAUGCUCGAGACAUACACCCCAGAGGUCACCAAGGCUUACAUCACAUCCAGGCUGGAGUCUGUGCACAUCAUCCUCAGGGAUGGCUUGGAGGACCCCCUGGACGACACUGGCCUCGUGCAGCAGCAGCUGGACCAGCUCUCCACCAUCGGCCGCUGCGAGUACGAGAAGACAUGUGCUCUACUGGUGCAGCUCUUCGACCAGUCAGCCCAGUCCUACCAGGAGCUGCUGCAGAGUGCCACUGCCAGCCCCAUGGACGUGGCUGUGCAGGAAGGGCGCCUGACGUGGCUGGUGUACAUCAUCGGGGCCGUGAUCGGUGGUCGGGUGUCCUUCGCCAGCACGGACGAGCAGGAUGCCAUGGAUGGAGAGUUGGUCUGUCGGGUGCUGCAGCUGAUGAACCUGACGGAUUCCCGCCUGGCACAGGCUGGGAAUGAGAAGCUGGAACUGGCCAUGCUCAGCUUCUUCGAGCAGUUCCGCAAGAUCUAUAUCGGAGAUCAGGUGCAGAAGUCUUCCAAGCUGUACCGCCGCCUGUCCGAGGUGCUGGGGCUCAACGACGAGACCAUGGUCCUGAGUGUCUUCAUAGGAAAGAUCAUCACCAACCUGAAGUACUGGGGGCGAUGUGAGCCGAUCACCUCCAAGACUCUGCAGCUGCUCAAUGACCUCUCCAUUGGAUACAGCAGUGUGAGGAAGCUGGUGAAGCUGAGCGCUGUGCAGUUCAUGCUGAACAAUCACACGAGUGAGCACUUUUCCUUCCUGGGCAUUAACAAUCAGUCCAACCUGACUGACAUGAGGUGUCGGACGACGUUCUACACUGCACUGGGACGUCUGCUCAUGGUGGAUUUAGGGGAAGAUGAGGAUCAAUAUGAGCAGUUCAUGCUUCCCCUCACAGCUGCCUUUGAGACUGUGGCACAGAUGUUCAGCACAAACACUUUCAAUGAACAAGAGGCAAAAAGAACUCUGGUGGGUUUGGUGAGAGACCUGAGGGGAAUAGCCUUUGCCUUCAAUGCCAAGACAAGCUUCAUGAUGCUGUUUGAGUGGAUUUACCCAUCCUACAUGCCCAUCCUGCAGAGAGCCAUUGAGCUCUGGUACCACGACCCAGCCUGCACCACACCUGUCCUCAAACUGAUGGCUGAGCUGGUCCAUAACAGGUCCCAACGGCUGCAGUUUGACGUGUCCUCCCCCAACGGGAUCCUCCUUUUCAGAGAGACCAGCAAGAUGAUAACAACCUAUGGAAAUCGUAUCCUAACCCUUGGGGAGGUCCCAAAGGAUCAAGUUUAUGCUUUGAAGCUGAAGGGCAUCUCCAUCUGCUUCUCCAUGCUGAAGGCUGCGCUGAGCGGGAGCUACGUCAACUUCGGCGUGUUCCGACUGUAUGGGGAUGAUGCCCUGGACAAUGCCCUGCAGACCUUCAUCAAACUCCUGCUCUCCAUCCCCCACAGCGACCUCCUGGAUUAUCCCAAGCUCAGCCAGUCAUACUAUUCCUUGCUGGAAGUUCUUACCCAGGACCACAUGAACUUUAUAGCCAGUCUUGAGCCUCAUGUAAUCAUGUAUAUUCUCUCUUCCAUUUCAGAAGGCCUCACUGCACUAGACACCAUGGUUUGCACAGGCUGCUGCUCCUGUUUGGACCACAUUGUCACUUAUCUCUUCAAGCAACUGUCCCGCAGCACCAAGAAGAGGACAACCCCCCUGAGCCAGGAGAGCGAUCGCUUCCUGCACAUCAUGCAGCAGCACCCAGAGAUGAUCCAGCAGAUGCUCUCCACAGUGCUGAACAUCAUCAUCUUUGAGGACUGCAGGAACCAGUGGUCCAUGUCUCGCCCUCUGCUCGGCUUGAUCCUGCUCAAUGAAAAGUAUUUCUCUGACUUGAGGAACAGCAUAGUGAACAGCCAACCUCCAGAGAAGCAGCAGGCCAUGCACCUCUGCUUCGAGAACCUCAUGGAAGGCAUCGAACGCAACCUGCUGACCAAGAACAGGGACAGGUUCACCCAGAACCUGUCAGCGUUCAGGCGAGAGGUGAACGACUCCAUGAAGAACUCAACCUACGGCGUCAACAGCAACGACAUGAUGAGCUGACGUCUCCCACCUCCACCUGUACAGAGCAGCAUCUCCUCGGCCUGGCCCAGAGGGGUUCCCAUUCCCCAUGGAAAGCAAAGAGAGGGCGUUCCCAAUCCCUGCUCUUCCCUAGGGCUGGAUUGUCGCUUUGGCCCGAGGGAGGAGGAAGCAGGAGGUUGAGCUCACCUGGGCAAGGUGCUUCUGUUUCCAUGGGAGGGGGGUGGAAGGGCAUAACCAGGAGCCAGAUUCCAAGGUGUCCCUGUGGAAUGUCCCUGUGGAACCCAGGGCUCUGCUGCAGCUGCCUUGUAUAAACAUGUACAUUUUUUCAUAACAUUUUGAACAAGGUUUAUAUUGACUCGAGUUUAAA